This is a messenger RNA of Botrytis fragariae, 423 nucleotides long. RefSeq lists its product as uncharacterized. The coding region runs from base 1 to 423 and encodes 140 amino acids. The transcript has 2 exons. The record is from RefSeq and is a predicted model, not a curated record. Lineage: Eukaryota; Fungi; Ascomycota; Leotiomycetes; Helotiales; Sclerotiniaceae.
AUGUCCGAUCAAGACCAAGCAGUUGAGAAUGCCAAAAAGACUACAAUUUCUUACGCACAAGAUUGGGGCCGCUCCCCUCUUCCCCCCGUCCUCCUCGCAACCUUCACUACCGCUCUACAUGCUCGCCCCCUCCAACCUCUUCCCCUAGCCUUCACCCCCGUCUUCCUCUUCAGUACCUACCUCAAUCUCUCCGGAUACGCUAUUGAUUCCGCCGGCUUGACAGCUGCCUGGUCUGGUCUCUAUCUCAUCAUGGCAAACCGAAGAAAAGCGUCGGGAAAGAACAUGUAUGCAAGAAUUGGGAGUAAAUUUGGAGCCAGGGGUAUGGUCCGAGGUGCUGCGAUGGGUGUUGCAGGUCUGAAUUUGGUGGGUGGUGGAAUCACAUAUGCUUUUGGCAAGAGGGAGAAUGAGGAUAAAACUCUUUGA